This is a messenger RNA of Trichoderma atroviride IMI 206040, 2648 nucleotides long. NCBI's taxonomy places the organism in Eukaryota, Fungi, Ascomycota, Sordariomycetes, Hypocreales, Hypocreaceae. The record is from RefSeq and is a predicted model, not a curated record.
UUCCCUUCCUUCAUGUGCUGUGUAUCUUUUUUGUAGUAUUUCUUUUCACUAUACCCCGUACUACUUUUCCGCCCCGCGGUUUGCUCAAGCUGCGGACACGUUAGCCAGAUUUUUUUAGUGCUGGCUUUUCCAUACUAAUUUUUCACUACUUCGUCCUCCCCCUCAAACGCACAACCGACAACCGACAAGCUUUCAAAGUGCUCACGGAAAACAAUCAAGAUGGGCGCGCUCUACUAUUUACUGCAUCCGGCCCAAUUGCGGUCCAUGAUUCAAUGGAAGCUAUGGCACGACCCAGUUCACAGACGCGACCCCUCGACCGAGUGCGAGACAUUAUCAGAAUGCUUUCGCUAUUUGAACUUGACGAGCCGUAGUUUCUCGGCCGUCAUUCAAGAACUCAACCACGAGCUUUUGGUCCCAAUCACCCUCUUCUACUUGGUGCUACGUGGCCUCGACACAAUUGAGGAUGAUAUGACCAUCCCCCUCGACGUCAAGGUCCCUAUGCUACGACAGUUCCAUGUGACAAUGGAGCAGGAUGGCUGGCAGUACCACGACAGCAAAGAGAAGGACGCAGAGCUUCUAGAGCACUUUGAUGUCGUGAUUACCGAGCUCAAGAAGCUCAAGAAGCCUUACUACGAGAUUAUCAAGGACAUGACCAUUAAGAUGGGUAACGGCAUGGCUGAUUACGCUCAAAACACUGAAAUGAUUGAAAAUGGUGUACAGACCAUUGAAGAAUAUGAGCUGUACUGCCACUACGUUGCGGGGCUGGUCGGCGAAGGCCUGACGCGGCUAUUUGUGGCUUCUGAGCUCGCCAACCCCAAGCUGGCUGAGAGGCCCGCCCUGACCGAGUCCAUGGGUCAGUUCCUGCAGAAAACGAACAUCAUCCGUGAUAUCCAUGAGGAUUGGGGCGACCGCCGACGGUGGUAUCCAAAGGAGAUUUGGAGCAAACACGUUGACAAAUGGGAAGACCUGUUUGAUCCCAAGUAUCUACCACAGGCGAUCAAUUGCGUAUCAGAAAUGGUACUUGAUGCGCUGAAGCAUGUCGAAGACUGUCUGUUUUAUAUGGCCGGCAUGAGGGAUCAAAGCGCUUUCAACUUUGUCGCCAUUCCGCAGGGCAUGGCCAUUGCCACUCUGGAACUAUGCUUCAGGAACCCGGCCGUGCUGCAAAGCCACAUCAAGAUCACCAAGGGAGAUGCUUGCCAAAUCAUGUUGGAGAGCACACAGAACCUCCAGAUGCUUUGUGAGGUUUUCCGAAGAUAUGCCAGGCGCAUUCAAAAGAAGAAUGACCCUCGGGAUCCCAACUUUUUGGCAAUUAGCGUACAGUGUGCCAAGAUUGAGCAAUUCAUUGAGACAUUGUUCCCAAAGCAAGAUUCCAAGAAGCUCACCAAGGAGGCUCAGGAGAAGCAGAGACAGGAACCCGGCAUGUCCACCGGCGAAACUGCCAUCUUGAUUGCUGUCGUUCUCGGUGUUUUGCUGACCAUGACGGGCGUUAUGCUUGGCAUCGCUUGGUUUCUCGGUGCGAGAUUUGACGGCACAUUUUCUGAUACUGCCAAACUAUGGUCGGGUGCUGGCGGCGCGCCUCCAGUAUUAGACCGUGAUGAAUUGUAACGACACUACUAACCUACUUAUUGAUGAUACCACCCGACUGCGAUGCCUUGAUGCUUUCAUGCACUACAGAUCUUGGCCCAUGAUAUCUGCCAAGCAUACACAAUGUAUACCUACUUACUAUCUUAAUUAAUAUCUUUAAUGCUAGAUCAAGCAGGAAUCUUGCUUCCUACUUGAUUGUUAACCACAGGUGCUGUAUACUGAAAGCAGCGUGUUUCCUCGUCCUUUUCUUGCUCUCCCCUUCUAUCUACAACUAGCACGGAUGUCAAAUUGCAAUUCAGUCCUUCCAUGACUGUGGUUGUGCCGAAGAAGUGCUGAUAUCAACCCUUUCCAUUGCUUUUAGUCGCUUUAACUAGCUAGACGCAGCGUAAAUCCCCAACCUUGGGUUUUGACGAGGUUGGAUUUGCGCGGGCAAGCAAACAUGCCCAUAUUUCAAGCAUCGCUUUGCGAUAUUAAUAUCAUAACAAUAAAACUGUGCGCGUUGAGCAUUUCCAUGUUUAUUUCGAAUAUAGCACUUCAAAACUGUAUUUAUCUAUCAAUAUAUGAGUGCCAAUAUGUCUUGACUAUUUCCGUUACUAAAUGUUCACGCCUUCAAUAGUCUCAUGAAUAUGACCAAUAAUCAAGGCAACGUUCUUUAUUAUAUUUACAUGUAUUCGAUUUGCUGCGCUGCUCACAAUACCGCAAGCUAAUUAAUACCUCUCGGGCAGAUACCAUCCCAUUGUUUCCAAGGCUCCUCUUUCUCUAUCUCGUGGAAAAAAAUUAUGUCUAUGAAAUCGCAAGAGAUAAAAUUUCAAAUUUCAAUGCGCUUUUUCUAUUUCUUCUUCUUCUGAGUCUGUCACUUCAACGACUGGAUAAGGGGAACACAGUCAAAUGAUUUACAGUUCACCGUUGUUGGCGAUGAGGUUGGUGGUUCCGGCAACGUUCUGCUGGACCGAGGCACCAGUGGCAGUGGCGAGGUUCUUGAUGAGGGUGGUGACGUCGUCAACAUUGGUGAGGCCCUUGAGAGCCAUCAAGUAGGCGGCGAGACCGGCAACGUGAGGAGUGGC